This is a messenger RNA of Octopus sinensis (East Asian common octopus), 1464 nucleotides long. RefSeq names its product probable tubulin polyglutamylase TTLL1. Gene Ontology annotation, biological process: protein polyglutamylation; microtubule cytoskeleton organization. The transcript is spliced from 15 exons. Gene Ontology annotation, molecular function: tubulin-glutamic acid ligase activity; metal ion binding; ATP binding. Lineage: Eukaryota; Metazoa; Mollusca; Cephalopoda; Octopoda; Octopodidae. The record is from RefSeq and is a predicted model, not a curated record. Bases 179 to 1438 code for a protein of 419 amino acids. Gene Ontology annotation, cellular component: cilium.
CUCUCCACACACACACGCACACAAUUAGCAACGCAACAUGUUAUGAAAUUGUCUAAGUAACUUGACGCUGGUUUGUUGAGGGUGGUCUCCAUAGCAACGCAUCAACAACACAUUCCGUAUAAACAACCAUCAAAGCGGAGAACGGCCGAUAAUCGCUGAAGUGUAAAGUGUAGUGGACAUGCCUGCAAUCCGAUAUGCAUGUGAUCAAGAUAAAUCGGUUUUGCUGCAUAAUUUUGAGGCCCGUGGUUGGGUAGCUGUAAACCCAGAUGAAAACUGGAACUUCUACUGGGCCUCAGUGCAGAAUAUCAGAGAUAUCUUCAGUGUGGACAAUGGCUAUCGUUUAGCUGAUGACCAGAUCAUUAAUCAUUUCCCAAACCACGUUGAGAUUACACGUAAGGAUUUAAUGGUGAAAAACAUCAAACGUUACAGAAAAGAACUUGAGAGAGAAGGAAGCCCCCUGGUGCAGAAAGAUGAAACUGGAAGAUAUUUAUAUUUAGAUUUCAUUCCUCAAACCUUUAUGUUACCUGCUGACUACAACUUAUUUGUUGAAGAGUUCCGUAAACACCCAAACACCACAUGGAUUAUGAAACCAUGUGGUAAAGCUCGUGGAAUAGGUAUAUUCCUGGUCAACAAACUUUCACAACUCAAGAAAUGGUCCCGUGACAGCAAAACAAACAGCUUUGUUCCACCCACGGCUAAGGACACGUAUGUCAUCUCCAAAUACAUUGAUAAUCCUCUGCUGAUCAGUGGCAAGAAGUUUGAUCUUCGUCUCUAUGUUAUUGUCACAUCUUUCAGACCCUUGAAGUGUUAUAUGUACCAGUUGGGUUUCUGCCGCUUCUGUACCGUAAAAUACAAUGCUAAUAUCACCGAACUGGACAACAUGUUUGUACAUUUGACCAACGUUUCCAUUCAGAAACAUGGUGAAGACUACAAUGCUGUACAUGGUGGCAAAUGGACUGUACAGAAUCUACGACUUUACCUGGAAAGUACUCGUGGCAAAGAGGUCUCAGAUAAACUGUUUGAUGAGAUUAACUGGGUUGUGGUCCAUUCCCUUAAAUCAGUUGUGAAUUGCAUUUCCAAUGACCGUCACUGCUUUGAAUGUUAUGGCUAUGACAUAAUCAUUGACAAUACUUUGAAGCCAUGGUUAAUUGAGGUAAAUGCAUCUCCCUCAUUGACAAGCACCACAUCCAGUGACCGCAUCAUGAAAUAUAAUUUAAUCAACGACAUAAUUAACAUUGUGUUGCCUCCAGGUGAUGUACCAGAUGUGAGAUGGAAUCGGACACCAGCUAAGGAGGCCCUAGGCAACUUUGAACUGCUCUAUGACGAAGAAAUUGCUGCCAAUGAAACGGUCCACCAAGACAAGAAUCGCUAUAGUAACAGCAUACCAAUGGUUCGUCCCAGCAACCAAAGAAAACAAACUACAACAACUUGGAGAUAACCUCAAAAACAAUAAAUAAAAAUAAA